AUGGGACUGGGGCAGGCACUGCUCGUGCUGUCGGCUGCCUGUGCGGUGAUGCCUGCGAAGGACCCUUUGCUGAACAUCUGUAUGGAUGCCAAGCACCACAAAACCAAGCCUGGCCCAGAGGGGACGCUGCAUGGCCAGUGUGCUCCCUGGAAGGACAAUGCCUGCUGCACAGCCAACACCAGCUCAGAAGCCCACAAGGACCAAUCCAACCUGUACAACUUCAACUGGAACCAUUGUGGGCAGAUGCCACCCAAGUGCAAGCGUCACUUCAUCCAGGACACGUGCUUGUAUGAGUGUUCACCCAACUUGGGGCCCUGGAUUGACCAGGCUGACAGCAGCUGGCGUCAGGAGAGGAUUCUUCACGUGCCGCUCUGCAAAGAGGACUGCGAGGAGUGGUGGGAGGAUUGCAAGGACUACGUCACAUGCAAAGAGAACUGGCACAAGGGCUGGAACUGGGCAACAGGAACAAAUCGCUGUCCUUGGGGCUCCAUGUGCAGACCCUUCAGCCACGUCUUCCCCCGACCGAAAGACCUGUGUGAGAAAAUCUGGUCCAACUCCUACAAAUACACCACAGAGCCCCGAGGCAGCGGGCGCUGCAUCCAGAUGUGGUUUGACCCUGCCCAGGGAAACCCCAAUGUUGUUGUGGCGAAGUACUAUGCUUGGAAGAAAAGAUCCUCCCCUGCUGGGAUGGAGAACCUGAGUCCUGAGACCGACAAAGCUGUGUAUGCUCUGCCAUGGCCUGUCCUGGUCCUGCUGCCUCUGGCCCUUGUGAUGAUCCCGGAUGGAGCCAGGGGCCACGGACUCCGUGGAUGGGGGUCCCUGUAA
Opisthocomus hoazin is the source of this 825-nucleotide messenger RNA. Its product is annotated as folate receptor gamma. Gene Ontology annotation, cellular component: external side of plasma membrane. The record is from RefSeq and is a predicted model, not a curated record. Gene Ontology annotation, molecular function: signaling receptor activity. NCBI's taxonomy places the organism in Eukaryota, Metazoa, Chordata, Aves, Opisthocomiformes, Opisthocomidae.